Crotalus tigris (Tiger rattlesnake) is the source of this 3789-nucleotide messenger RNA. It is a transcript of the gene B3GNT3, whose product is annotated as UDP-GlcNAc:betaGal beta-1,3-N-acetylglucosaminyltransferase 3. Gene Ontology annotation, molecular function: hexosyltransferase activity. The record is from RefSeq and is a predicted model, not a curated record. The transcript is spliced from 2 exons. Gene Ontology annotation, cellular component: membrane. Lineage: Eukaryota; Metazoa; Chordata; Lepidosauria; Squamata; Viperidae. The coding region runs from base 1250 to 2401 and encodes 383 amino acids.
GGAAUUCCAGAAUUGGUAGUGAAUUCCCGGAAGUUUGGCGUCCAGCUGUCAACAGAUAACCGGAGAGCCAAAGGGACAAACAGCCAAGGACAGGUCCCGGAGUGAUCGGCCGACACCCAGAUCAGCAGGAAACAGCCCCAGCCCCUGGGGAGGAAGCUAGACCCUCAUGAAGGGGAUGCCGGGGGAGGCUGCCCGCCCCCAAAGCAAGGCUGGCAGUAUCAACUGCACGCUUCACCCUCCUCGCCCCAGAGAGUCUGGCUGUGCGGUUGCGAAAACGAGUCUUCUGUUCUUCCCUUUGGGUUCUGUCACAGUGUAAGAGAGUUGGAAGGGACCUUGGAGGUCAUCUAGUCCAAUUCCCUGCUCGAGCAGGAGAGUCUAUGCUCAUUUUAGACAGAGGGCUGUCCGGUCUCCAGGGAUGGAGCACCCACAACUUCCAGAGACAAUUUGUUCCACUGGUUCAUUUUCCUGGCUGUUAGGAAGUUUCUCCUUAGUUCCAGGUUGCUUCUCUCCUCUACAAAGCCCGCCCAGGGGGUUGAGCCCCCUGUCAAGAUGGGGUGAGGCGCAGGGUCUGGGCCACGGCUGAGAGCUGCAUUCCUGCCCCGGAUAAAACGGGCUGCCAGCAGUGUUAGCAUUUCCUACUCGGUUGCAGCCCCCUGGUUAAUAGAGUUGGAGGGAAUCUUAGAGGUCAUCUAGUUUAGCCCAUGCUUAGUGCAAGCUCCACUCGGGCCCCUCCGAUGGAUGGCCCUCCGACCUCUGGGGACAGAGGCCACAUCAUGUGGCAGCCUGUUCCCCAGGCUGGCAGCUGACACAUUAUUACUUCCCCUUCCUUGUGCUUUUCACCUCCAGGUUCUGGCCCUGCCUUCUGGAGUGACAAAGGCUGAGCCUCUUCAGCUAUUGGCACAGGUGUGACCCUCCCCCUCCCCCUCCUUUCAAGGUCCCUCAGCGUUCCACCUGGGGCCUGGCCCCACUUCCUUCCUUCCACUCCACCUUCAGGCUGGACUGCUGUGUCCACACUGGAGCGACGGGUGCUGUCGGUGCCAAGCAGGCAGUUCUCCACUUUCCUCUUGCUUUCUGAAAGGGGGCAGCCCCUCCCUCUCGCGCUUCCCUUCUGCCUUCACCUUCCUGCCACCCACCCACCUCACCCACCCCCCACCCGUUAACCUUCGCGGCAGCCUCUCCUUUCACAGAAUCUCCCGUCCUUCCUGGAUUUCCAGGAUCUGGAUUGGUCCGACGUCCCUUCCUGGCACCCAUGCAGGUCAUGAUGCCCCGGCGUUGGAGCUACAAGGUGGAAACCGUCCUCCUCAGCGUAGUCGGCUUCACCUGCCUGCUGUUCCUCCUCCACUCGCACAGGAGAAGCCCCGUCCUCGAGGUGGGAGAGACCCCGCUGCCCCCCACGGCUGCCCCCAGCCCCAGAGCGACAGAGCCCCUGCCCGAGUGCCGGGAGAAUGCCUCCGUCACCAACAUCUCCGGCUUUGGCGGCCUGCCGGACCACAUCAAGGACUUCCUGCGCUUCCGCCACUGCAGGGCCUUCCCGCUGCUGCUCGACCUGCCCGGGAAGUGUGGCCCCCCGGAGGCUUCCCACCAGGUCUUCCUCCUGCUGGCCAUCAAGUCCUCCCCGGCCAACUACGAGCGCCGCGAGAUCAUCCGCAAGACCUGGGGGCAGGAGCGGACCUUUGCCGGCGUCCAGAUCCGGCGCGUCUUCCUCUCUGGGGUGGCGGCCAACGCCCGGGAGGCGCGCAAGCUCAACCGGCUGCUGCAGCUGGAGCAGGCCGAGCACGGCGACAUCCUGCAGUGGCACUUUGUGGACAGCUUCUUCAACCUGACCCUCAAGCAGGUCCUCUUCUACGCCUGGCUGGAGAGCCGCUGCCCGGCCGUCCGCUUCGUCUUGAACGGGGACGACGACGUCUUCACCAACACCGACAACAUGGUCCACUACCUGCUGGGAGUGCCCGGCGCGGGCGACCAGCACCUUUUUGUGGGGCAACUCAUCACCAACGUGGGCCCCGUCCGGGAGAAGUGGAGCAAGUACUACGUGCCGGAGCAGGUCACCGCCUCCAACUCCUACCCGUCCUACUGCGGGGGAGGGGGCCUGCUGAUGUCCGGCUACACCUGCCACGCCAUCUACCGGGAGUCCCUGGGCAUCCAGCUCUUCCCCAUCGACGACGUCUACCUGGGCAUGUGUCUGAAGCGGGCGGGGCUGGCACCCGCCUCCCACAUGGGCAUCCGGACGGUGGGCGUGAGGGUGCCUUCCUCCAAACUGGAGUCCUUCGACCCCUGCUAUUACAAGGAGCUGCUCCUGGUGCACCGGUUUGUGCCCUACGAGAUGCUGGUGAUGUGGGACGCCAUUCACCAGCCGGACCUGGUCUGCGGGAAAAAGGUGGAGAUGUACCAGAGUUUGUGACGAAAGGCAGCUCUGCCCGCUGGGGACGGGGGCUGCCCUGGCCUGGGAGAGCCAAAACCACGGCCGGCUGUCACUCUUGCUGCAGGGGGCCUUCGGAAGAACCCCCCCCUCUGGGUAUUUUGACAAGGGGUCUGGCUUGAACAGUCUGUCCCACAUGCCCCCCCCCUGCAAAAUGCAACAGAGGCUUUGCAAGCGCUGGCAUCAAGCUGGCACGAAACCUGGGGCUGGGGAUGUCUUGGAAAUUGGGCAGCCUGGCUUGGUACUCGCUGGGCACGGGAUCCGCAGAGGCUGGCUGGUUCCUGUUGCCCAACUCUAUUUUGCACAAGGUGUACCCCCCCCAGGGGCAGUUUCUGGAGCGAUGGAAGGGCUCCCUUGCUGGAUGCUGGACUGGACUGGACUGGCUGGGGGGGUCAUGAAUCAAGGCCGAUGUUUUGGGGGGGCAUGAAUGUCUGCUAGUUUCCAGGAAGGGGGCAUCUGCUGCUGCCCCUCUCAUAGCAUCCAAACUGCAAGUGGGUGGGAGCAUCAUGGCCCCCCAAGUUUGACGUGCAAUGAUUGUGGCACGUAGUUCGCCCCUGUCCCUGAAGGGAAUUAUAGCCCGGCUCAGCUUCUUCCUGAGGGAGGCUGAGGUGCUGUCCCAGCUGGUUCUGCUCGGGUGUAAGGCAAGCCCUACCCCCUUCACAAUCAGAUAGCAAAGGGGGCAGCCCACAAUGCCCCUCUGGGUGGGUGACCAGACCCAGCUGGGGUCUUUCUCCUCAGCUGCCCUCUCCAAUCUCUCGGGUUCCAGAAUGUGCCUUCCCUGCUUUCCUUUCUGCCUGGGGGGCAGCUCAGGUGAGCACCCCCCCGCCCUUUGGAGAACAGGCAAAGGCACUUGAGCUGUCAGGAAAGGCCAAGAGGAGCUGUGGGGAGGGGGGCUGCAAUACCUGGGGAUCAAAGUGCCUCUGGCAGGCUCAGCUACAGGGACACUUCCUCUGCCCCACAGAGCCUCCCCCCCCAUAUUUCCCUCUACUCUCCCCCCUGGCUCUCUCGCCUUCUGCUGUGAGGUGUGGGGCAGUCCUUCUGGACCCCUACCCCCUUUUGACCCAGAAAGGCUGACCCACCACUGCAGGGUCUUUGCUGAUUCCUGCCCCCCCCAGUGGAAAGGGAUCUCCACAGCCUUUGCCUUCCUGGCCAGUGGGGGGAGGCGCAGGCCAUCCCGGGCAGGGCUCCUCCUGGGCGGUGCUGUGUGUGGCCCCCACCCCAGAGCCAACCUGGCUGGACUUCUGCCCCAGUGCAGGGAGCCUCUUGACCCUCAAGCAGGGAGCCCCUUCCCUGGAGGGGCGACCUUGAGGGGGGAGGUGCCCUCCGCUCUUUUGGGGACUGAUGAAAGAAUAAAAAUGCCUAGAAAGUUA